Molecule: messenger RNA, 303 nt
Organism: Sphenostylis stenocarpa
Lineage: Eukaryota; Viridiplantae; Streptophyta; Magnoliopsida; Fabales; Fabaceae
Source: the annotation of a GenBank genome assembly
AUGUAUGAUGAGUUUUGCAAAUUAUUUGACCCUCCAGCCGGGUUGUUUUGCAGCCACGCCAUCUUCUUUUAUUCAAACAUUACAACACCUUUAUUAACUCGAGCACAAACAUUUGAAGUGAAAUUCAAGUUUAUAAUUAACUUCACAUUGACACAGGUGUAUUCUACUUCAGUUGCAAUGCUUCUUACAGCAGUUGUUUCUGUGUUCCUUUUUGGCUUCCAUCUCUCCCUCGCCUUCUUCCUGGGCACAGUUGUUGUCUCUGUUGCAAUUUAUCUGCACUCUGCUGGGAAGAUGCAAAGAUAA